CACACCAGAACGCACGAGUGCGCGGGAUGGGGCCGAUGAAAAAUGGCCAGUCUGUGUAAACGUCAACAAUGUACAAUAAAAAGACAUGGUUUUCGCCAAGAACUUGACUCGUGGCGGCAUAAACGUAUUCAAUGUGUAGACCUACCAAGCUACUCGGAGUCCCUCAUCCCUCCAGUUGCAAAGGAGAUUAUGCAGCGAAUGAUUCAAAAGCUUGCCACAGAAUAUACCUCAAAAAUUAAUUCAGCUCAGGAUGUUCCCCCUUCCCAAUCAGUAAUUAAAAGCUCCAAGUACCAAAGCCUGCCAAAAGCACCCUCGCUAGACCCAGCUGCCAACACAACCAACUGUCUUAUUGGUUAUACAGAGACUGACACCAUUAUUGCUGCCUCAUCACAGAACCCUGUCCUCUGCAAACCUUUCAUGGCUGAACAGGAUUCUCCACUGGACCUUACUGUAAAGAAGACUGGUGUUGAGCUCAGUAACCAAGAUGGUGUUCUGGAUCUUUCAACCAAAAAAAAAAAAAACAGAAUCUCUCUGAAGCCAUCUCAUGACUUCUCUAUAAUACCUGUAAUUAAAAGGCAACCUGUGAUUACUGAACAAAACUGCAAAGAACCUGAUGAUAAGGAUGGUUUAAUACUACAAGGCUUUCAAGAAAGCAUCUGGGAAAACCAUAGUUCCUCUGCCUCUUUUAAGCCUCUACUUGCCAAAUCACUUUUUAUAAAGGAGGACCUCCUGAAUCAGAAGCAUCACUUUCUUAGACAACCAACACCUCUUUCUUUAGCAAACUUAGAGACGGUAGGGUUUCUAAAUUCCAGUCAAACACAUCCUCUACUUUCUGAUGUCUUUUGGGAGAAACCACGACAAGAUGGUGUACUAGAGUGUAAACCGGCCACCUGCCAUCUUAGUGAUCUAAAAAAUCUUCCACAUGUCUUAGAAAAUCAUGGAACCUUUACCAAAAGCACCAGUGUUUGCCAUAGCAAGUCAUUAGAUGUAUUUCCCAUUCCAACAAAGAAAGAUGCAAGAAGCUCCACUCCAGUUGAUCUGAAGAUUCCACAGGUAAAGGGUAUGGAUCUCUCCUGUAACUCCAGUGAUAUCUGUAAUUACAGCUCCCAUACUAUGGCUAGUGUGCAGACUGAUAAUUCUCUCAGCAGGAGGCUUAGGGUCAUUUUGCCUAAACGGAGUAAUAUAGCUGGUUUUGGAAGCCUCUUUGAAGGGAGUGGAGUAAGUGAGUAUUUAGGUACUGAUGCUGAUCAAUCGACAUCUGGAACUCAGUAUCCAGCCUCAGAUCCAGAAGCAGAUUCAUUAGUCUCCAAACAGCCACGCAAAAAAAGGGGACGGUAUCGCCAGUAUAAUAGUGAGAUCCUUGAAGAAGCUAUUGGUGUGGUGAUGAGUGGGAAAAUGAGUGUUUCAAAGGCACAGAACAUUUAUGGUAUUCCUCAUAGUACUCUGGAGUACAAGGUGAAAGAGAGGUUAGGAACAUUAAAAAAUCCACCAAAAAAGAAGCUUAAAAUGAUGAUGACUAUAGAUGGACAAGACUCUGCAAUUACAGCAGGAACCAAAUCUACAUCAGCAACAGCUGCCAAAUCUAGCACAGUGUAAGAGGAUGCAUUUUAUGUGUUAGGAAAAAAUAUUAGUAAAUACACCAUGUUGCAACAAAAUAAAACAUAUUACUGAAAGGGCAGGGCUUAAACUGUGCCAAUUUGCUUGGCAGCAUAUGGGUAAGUGCAUCAACUACAAUGCAACUCCAAGCAGUUUUAAGUUGUUUUUUUUAAGCCACAAGGGAUACAAAAGAUAUUUUGUAUGAGACAAAAAUAAGUAUUAUGAAGUUUUAACUUUCUACUUACCCCAUUUAUCUGAUUUCAUUCCCUAUGUUACAUGCAGUUAAUAUAAUAGUGGGGGCAGUAACAUGGCUCACAGUUAGCAAGUCAAAGAAAUAACACAAAAAUGAAUAUUUUCCCUUUUAUCUUACACAUCCCUUUCUUAUGCUACAUGUUUGUAGUAUACAUUAAUUUAAACUUUUAAUUUUUCCAGUGACACACAUCAGGUAUCUGCUUUCUUUCUUUUUGUUUAUAUAACUGUCUAUUUACCAUGUAUGGCCUGUUACAUAAAAACUAAGAUAUCCAUGUUUUUUUUCUAAACAUGUUGCUUAAGAAAAAUUUAAAUUUUGGAAGAAUGAUUUAAGUAUUAAAAGUUUUUUUUCUGUUUUUUGUUUACACUGGACUUUCUGGGACUUGCCAGAUACUGGUGAUACUGGUGAUACUUUGGUGACGUAAUUACCUCAACAAUAUUUGCAUUACCCACUGAACUGCGCAUGUGUGAACAUGUGCUAUUAAAACUGUACUCCAAUGAAAGCCUCAUAUUUUGAGAGGAGGACAUAAUUUUAAACACCAAUGCUGGCUUUUUAUUUUUUACUAUAAACGGGUAUGUACAGUCUCCUCUGAAAGUAUUUGAAUGGCAAGGCCAGUUAUUUAGUUUUUGACAUACAUCGAAGACAUUUGGGUUAGAGAUCAAAAGUUGAAUAAGACAGAUACUUAGCUUCAGAUAUUUACAUCUAGAUCUUUUACACAACCUAGAGCAAUGUGAUCUUUUUACUGCGCCCACUGUUUAAGUAAUUAAAAUCAUGAAAUUUCUUGUAUUCAUGAUACAAGUAUAAAUUAACAUAGUAUUUGAACAGAGUAUAAAUGAACUUAGAUAUCAGGCAGUUAUAUAUGGGGCAAUUCAAUUGUAUUUUACUUAUGUAUUGCUUUUAACAAUAAACAAAAGCAAGCCAUUUUGAAACUGAGAAAGGAUGGAUUAGCAGAACCAUUGGCCAUAGUCUAACUAUUUGUCAAUGUUCUAAAAAAGAAAGAACCCCAAUUGGCCAAUGAAACACAAAUGGUGACCAGCAAUCCCCCAGCCACAGUGCUGGGUUGAAGAUAUUACAGUUCACUGUCCCACUGUUAAAAGAAGACUUUGGGAGCAGAUAUUGUUUUAUGUUAGUUUGACAGAUUGGGUAUAGAUUAUAUCAGAAAGUAAAAGCUAAUAUUCUGCUGUCUCAUUAGUUACCUCAAACCUAAAAAGCUUUGCCAUUUUAAUACUUUCUUAUUAGGGUUGUUAAUAUUAGGCACUAAUUCUAAUGGAGUAAUGUUGUGGAAUAAUGUUGUGCAUAUAAAGAAAUUCAUGUUAAAUGUAAUUUAAAUUAUCAUAAUAAUAAUAAUAAUAAUAAGACCACCUCUGUACAUUAUUUUACACAGAAUCUUAGGAUACCUGAGACAAAUUUAAACCACUAUGUAAAAUGAUUUUUGUCAUUAAAAAUUAAAAGAUGAUAAUUUAGAUAAAAUUAAGGAAAAACAGACAAUAUUGUCUGUUGUAGGACUGUAUGUAAGAAGUCUGUCAGGUCUAGCUAAGCCAUUAAUGAUAUAAACUAGUGCAGCGUUUAAAGUAGACCUUUAAAUGAAAAGUUUGGCAGAAAAACCUCUAAGAUUAGCACUUUUUGUAAAUGACACUUGGAAGCAAGUGUUUAUAAUAUAUGUUGCAGCAGCAGGUUAGGUAGUAUAUGGUAUGAGUAAACAAAGGGUGAAACAUUUGUCUUAAUAACCAAAAUACUGCAGCUCUGACCCAAACCUAUUUACAUUUUUAAUCUACACUGGUUGACAACUUUAAUAUUGUAUUUGUAGACAUUUUUUUGGAGGAAAAAGGUAUCCUUUUAUUUACGUAUCAAAACUCACCCCAGUGCUCACCACACAUACACAUAUACAUAUGCAUACACAAAUACAUAUUACGUAUGGCAUAAACACAACAAUAAAAGUAAAAAUUUACCUAAUUUGUAGGCAUCAAAUUUGCAUGCAGUGCAUGGGGUUUUUACGUAGUUUAUUAUUUUUUUUUUAAUGUUUUAGGGUUACCGUUAUCUUAAUCUGCUGUACACACCUCUUUUGAUAGUCUUCUGGCUGUCAAGAUGUUACAUGCAUUGCAUAUGAAUGUAGUUGAGCUUUAAAAGGGUUUGUAAAAGAUCACACUAUUUAUAUUUAAAUGUUUUUGUUGUUGUUUUCUUUGUUUUAUAUAUAUAUAUAUAUAUAUAUAUAUAUAUAUAUAUACACAUAAUAUAGCUGUAGCCUUCAACAAUGUUUAUCUCAGGAUAAAUGCAACUAAAGGGGCUGCAAUAUUUGUCAGUCAUAGGAUGACAGACUUCUGUGUAUUAGUAGUGUUUCGAUAUAUAAGUAUAAACAUAUGGCCGUCUUUGUGCAACUGGUAUACCUCAGCCUUGGAAUACACAAACGUGUGGGGCUCUUUCACAUUCAGAAUUACUUAUGUAAAAGUUAACUUUUAAAUAAAUACUAUGUUAUAGAUGUGUAGAUAUACAGUGCCAAUGAAAAUUUUUUAGACCCUUUUUUUUCUACACAUUUUGUUGUCACACUCAUCUUAGCAUUCAUUAAAAUCUUUUUUUUCUCUUCAUUCUACACACAAGAAUUCCCAUGGACAAGGUAAAAACAGGUGUUUGGAAUGUUUUGCUAAUUUAUUACAAAAACUAUAGACUAUAGAAAUAGCACUUCAGUUCUUAUCGGAGAAUAUUGUGUGUAGAAUUACGAGGGGAAAAAUGGAUAUGAAUCUAUUUUAUGAUGAGUGUGAUAUGAAACAGAAUUUGGGGGAAAAAAAUGGUCUAAAAAUUUACCUUUGCACUGUAUGUAUAUUGGCUUGUUGGAAUUGUCAAACUUUUUUAGGCUUUGUUUUAUCUAAAAUAUAAGCCAUUGUGUAUUUAAUAUAUUUUUAUUUAACGCUUACACUUCUGGACACGUGUUCUAAAUGAAUACAUUAAAACUGAAAAUGUAAACUUUUGGUUGUAUAUACCAUUGGGCACUAGAUAACUACAAAAAAUCUCUGUUCUUACCUCACUUUCUAUAUCAUACAUGAUUUAUUUUUGCUUUUAACAUCUCAGAUUGUCAUUUUUUGCUCAAAGCUGCAUAUCCAGUUACCUCAGGUCAGACCAUUUUAGAGCUGCUAAUUGUACAAAUCAGGACUUUACUGUACAUUUUGUUUCUGAAACAGAUGUGUUGUAUUUCUAAUACAAACGUGUAGUGUUUUAUAAAAGUGUAUUUUUUGUCAUGUUUCUUUAAUGAAAUGCAGAAUGUCUUUUAAAUACAUACUUUACUAAACCCAAGUCUUUUUUUGAUGCAGCUUUUCGUACAUACCUUUCAAAUAUUAUAAUUUGGAAGUAUGAUACAUACUGUAUCUUUGGACAAAUGUAUGAACUAUUUGGGGUACAUAGACAAAAUAGUCAACUAGGGCUGGUUAAACAGUUAGUAUUUGAAUCGGCCCAACCCAACCUGUACAGUAUAUACAAAUUUAUGGUCACAAAAAUCAAAGCAAAAGAAAUGAAGAAGCUUUUUGUCCUUUACGUAAGCUGGUACAAAAGCAACCAUCUAAAGCCAUGCAAAAUUAAAUAUUACAUGCCUUUUAUCACAGACCAUUAGUUUCCUCACCUGUCCUAUUGGGAGCAGUUAAGUGUUAAAUAAAUUAUACAGUAUUACAAAAACCAUGUCAAUACAUAACUCUUUCCUUAAGACAGAAUGAUUGAUAGUUCAGUGAACAGCAGAUUAUAAGUUUCUAAUAAAAUAAAGUUGCAAAUCUGUUUGAAAAAAAUCUUGCUAUGAAUACAUAAGCUUAUAGUUUGUCAUGAAAAAGUGAAGAACAUCUUUUGUGAUUACUUAUUACUUAUAUUGUAGAUACUGUAAUAGACAGGGACAAAUAUUUCUUCAUGGAGCACAUUUGCAAACUUGUACGGACCAGUCCUCUUUGACCAUUUCAUCAUAUUUUUUAAAUGAAACAUCCAAAAACUUUUUUGUCAUCUAGAAUCUUGUGAAAUCUGAACUUUGUUCUUUGACGUCAAGCUGCAUAUUAUUAUUCCAGCCUUGCCUAUGGACUAUAUAAUAAUAAUCAUUAUUCUCUGCUACCUCACCUUUGCAACCAUUUUAAUGGUCAAAAGAUUAGAUCAUUUGCAUUUGAAGGAAAAUUCAUAGCAAAUGUGUCAUUUUGUUUAUUGACUAAAAAUGUAGCACACUCAACCUAAAAACAGUAUACUAAUAUUCAGCUGUCGAGUCUUAUUUUCUACUUCUUGGCUAACAGGAGUGCUACCCAAUGUGGCCUUCUGCGAUUGUGGAACAUCCUAAAAGCUUGACUUUGUAUUUUUAAAUUCUUUUUUGUUCUACAGUGUGCAAAAAUUUCAAAUGAUCAGCAGUUGGCAAAAUACGCAAACCAGACCAUGCUAUGGUUAAGGCCACAUCACGUUUUCUCCCAUACUAUCCACAAUUCCAGUUUUGAAAAAUAUAGUCUAUGGUAAACAGGUACACACUGUAUAGAAUGAUUUCUCAUUUAACAUUUAUUGUAGAUACUGCUAAGGGAAAAGUGAAUAUAUAUAGUGAUUAAUAUAAACGUAGAAGAAGAUUUAAUGAGAGUUUUCUGAGAUCUGCCAUGCCUGCAAAAGCUAGAGCUCUCGUGAUUUUCUUAGUUUUAUUCUGCAGGAUUCCAGUCCAUGCUUGUACAUGCCUUAUCCCAUUGUGAGGCAUUCUGUCAAGUAAGCAAAAAAGAGUAAUGUACCUCAUAUUUGUAUGUUUAUUUUUAUUCAUUUGGAACAUUAUCCUUUCAAAGGAACAUUAUCCUUCAUAUUUGGCUACAUCCCAAGUAAAUUACGCUUAUAAUGUUCAUAAUGCAAUUUUCAUAAUACAGGUUUUAAGAGGCCAUAUAGCAUUUGAUGGUUUUCCUUUUAAAGCAUGUUAGAAUGUUUGCAUGUAUUCUUAUCCUUAAUUCUAUUAUUUACCUUAGCAAAAGUGGUUAAUAAAAUAGAAAUAAUCAGCACACAAUCUGUGGGUGGUUAGGGCACUUGUGUAUUUACUGUCAUAGUUAUUUUAUUUGCUUUACUGUAAAGCUAAUUAAACACACAAUAUGUAUAUAAACAUAAUGCAAAUGGUUGGGGAAUUGAUUUGUUGUCCCAUCAUACCAGUCUUGAUUGUGUGUAGACAUUCCAUUUAUUUCAAAGUAAGCAUAGGGAAAACUUUGGAUUAACAUGCACAUUUUACAUAUGUAUAAAUGAGUUUGCCUGUGCAAUGGCUAAUAUAAAAUGAAUACUCAAAUCGUCUUCAGCAAAGGGGGUGGACCUUGUUCUUAUUUAAUUCAGGGAAUAUAAUAGUCUAUUCGAUCAGAGCUCAUAUUACCUUAGUUUAGCCCAUUUACAACAUUGUUUUAGUUUUUCUUUGUCCUUCCUCUUUUUGCAUCUAAGUAAAAGUUAAAAAGCCCCUUAUCUAUAAAAACUUCCAUGAGCAACAGUAAAGUUUGGUACCUAAUUUUUAUAAUAAUAUAAAUAUAUGUAGAGAGUAAAAUUUUAUCUUUUUUCUGAUGAAAAUAUGACCACAUUUAUGUUUUCUGUCAAAAAAAAUCCAAAUUACAUCGUUAUACUUACUUGCAGAGGGUACUCAUUUAGUAACAAUGGAUAAGUACUGUUUAAUUACUUUCAUGGACAGUAAUUUGCAUGGUAAAUGAGUGUACACCUUAAAAUAACUGUAGAGUCUAAUGGGUGCAACAGGUAUAACAUAAUGCUCUAAGGCAAAUUUCAUAUAUCUUGCUUACAUUGACGAUAGUACCUAGGUACCUAAGUUUUCCUUUAAACAUCUGGCUAAAACUGCUGUAUACAGUACUUUCUGUUGUACUGUAGAUAUGGUUGUGUCAUUAAAAAGAUGUAAAAAAAAAUAAAUAAAUAAAUAAAUUAUAAAAUAAAGAAUCAUGACCUCCAACCCCUCAGGGACUAACAUCCAUAUUUGCAGUCAAUUGAACAAAUAAGCAAAUAUUAAAAACAAAUAAAGUAUAAAUUGGAUUUUUUUUCCAGACCAGUGUUUGGCCACUCAUUCAGCUGCAUUUAUAGUCCCCUGUAAACACUGUACCUCAUGUACUAUGCUGAUUCAGUAUAAGGCAACUUUUUAAAGUGAUCCAGCUACUCCUAAUACUAAUUUUAAAUGCAAGGUUUUUUUUUUUUCACCAUAAUAGUGUGUUUAAGCAAGUUUGCUUAUAGCCAGCUAUAAUUCUUAAUAGAUCUUUGUUCUAUUAAUGUAAUCGUUUCAGUUUAGGAAACUGUCUGAAACUAAACCAGAAAAAGGUAAUAGAUCUAUCCAUCCAUCUACCUUCCUACCUACCUACUGAUCCACCCACCUACUUAUCUACCUACCUGAGAAUAUACAGUCAUGUGCAAAAGUUAUUACUCUCUUUUAAUUCUAUGUGUUUUUGUGUAAAAACAUAAUAAAAAAUAAUCUGAUCAAGCAGGUCUUGGUAUUAGGCAAACACAACAUGACACAAACAAAAACAAACUGUAACUGUUUUUCACUGUCAUUAUUCAUUUAACAAAAAUAAAGCAAAAGAGUAAAACAAAAAUGUGGGCAAGUACUGUACCCCCAUGAUUCAGGAGCUUAUACAUCCACCUUUAGCAGCAAUACCUUGAAGUAAGCAUUUAAAUUAUGACUUUAUCAAUCACAUAUUGGAGAGUAAGUUUGUAAUUAUUGUCCUGUUGCAUGACCCAAUUUCGACCAAGCUUUAGCUUUUCAGACAGAAAACAUUACAUUUGCCUCUAGGAUACUCUGCUAUACACAAAAGUUCAUGGUAGACUCCGUAACUGGAAGAGGGCCCCGGUUCUGUGGCUGCAAAACAAGCCCAAAUCAUCACCCCUCCACUGUUGUGCAUGACACUGGGUAUACAUUUGAGGUUGGGUAUUCUGGCAACCCUUCCAAACAAAUCAUAAUUUCUUAGUCUGCUUCUAACAUAUAGAAUGCUCUGUGGGGCCUGAUGGAUCUGAGAUGUAGCUCUUAGGAUUAUUUUAUUACUCUGCAUUUUAUGGUCUGACCCUGGGGUGAAUGUGCUCAGAUGUCCACGCCCUGAACGAGUGGCAACUGUUUUGAAUGCUUUGCACUUGUGAAUAAUUUUUCUCACUGUAGAACAUUGAACUCCAAGUUGUUUGAAAAUUGUUUUUAAACUCUUAUUAAAUUGAUGUGUAGCAGCAAAUGCUUCUCUAAUGCAUGCAUUCCGAUAUUUUGAGAUAGUUUUUAGGCUUCCUUCAUAUGUGGAAAUAAAUCAGAUAUAAAUCAGAUAUGUGCUAAUGUGAUUGUCGUGUAAACAGACAGAUCGGAUUUUCUGAGGCAUUGCGUUCUGUACGCCAUUAAAACUGCGACUUCUUUCCGCAGUGUUUAAUGACGUAAUGUUAUUCUCCGGUGGAAGAGCGUGUGGAAUUAUAACAUCGCAAGUGACAUGGAAAAGGAAAAGCACCCAGCCCCGCCCCCCCUCUUUUUUUAAUGCUUAUUUGGGCUAAAUAACAUUAAGAAAUCAGUAUUUGGUAAAUGAAGCAUAUGCGCAGGCUGCAGUUAUGCGGUUUUUAUUCUCCUCCUCCGUUUUAAAACCAUGGUGACGUUUUGCGAACUUUGCAUAUAUCGCAGAUUGUUAAGCAUACUUCACCGUCUAUCUUGGCUAGUGUGUAGCGCAAGAACCUCCCUUUAAGUAUGCGCGAUGUUUCAGAUGGCAUGGCAAGUGUAAACACGUGUAUUGGAUAUGAGUCAUAGUUGAAAGAACGUGUAAACAGACGGUCAAAAAAAUCAGAUAUAGGCAUCAAAUCAGAAUUGGGCAUCGAGACCUGCAGUGUAAACGUAGCCUAAGAACAUGCCUUUGCCUUGGCAUGCCUGCUGCUGUUAAAUUAAUUAAGGGCUGACUAUUGGCAGCACCUGGCUACAACUUAAGCAGAAGCAGUAAGAGGGUACUUGGUAUUGCCCACAUGUUUUUUUUUUUUGGCUUAAGUUUGUUAAGUAAACAAUGGCACAGUAAAAAAAAAAAAGUAAUGUUGUUGGUUGUCUGAGGUUGUAUUUGCCUUAUAAUAAGACCCACUAUGAUCAGAUGAUUUAUAGUAGGUUUUUUGCAACAACAAAAAAAAAAACAUAGAAUUAAAAAAACUAAACUUCCACAUGAUUGCAUUUAUGCUAUAAUACUUAUACACUGUUAACCCAAGCCUCAGACAUUAAUUUUAUGGCCAGAACAGACCUCAUUUUCAGAUUUACUGUUUACAAUUUUAUAAGGUAAAUGUAUUAUCAAGUGGUUUGGGAAUUUUCCCUGUCAUUUUAUUAAUGUACUUUAUUUAUUUAUUUUCUUGUAUUGUGGAAGUUCCGCUAUUACUUAUGUCUGAUUUCUGGGUACUGAAAAGGACAAUAAUUGUAUUGGUUUAAUUAUUAUUAUUAUUUGUUUUUCUGUGUGAAUGCAGAUUUAUUGCAACUGUUGACUUAUUA
Clarias gariepinus (North African catfish) is the source of this 10277-nucleotide messenger RNA. RefSeq names its product ligand dependent nuclear receptor corepressor (gene lcor). Gene Ontology annotation, molecular function: DNA binding. The record is from RefSeq and is a predicted model, not a curated record. Gene Ontology annotation, cellular component: nucleus. Lineage: Eukaryota; Metazoa; Chordata; Actinopteri; Siluriformes; Clariidae. Gene Ontology annotation, biological process: regulation of transcription by RNA polymerase II. The coding region runs from base 43 to 1596 and encodes 517 amino acids. The transcript is spliced from 4 exons.